AUGGGGCUCACUUUCAAUACAACAUGCAAUGCCACGCUGGAUGAGAUGAGAAUCGGACCCGAAGAUGAGAUACCCAUCGUUGGCCCCUUGCGAUUCCACGACCUUGCCCUGAUAAUUGCCUCGGCAUCGACAUUAGUGGCUGUCUCCUUGAGUCUCUUCUUGAUAUUCAUGCAUGCGACACAUUACACCAAACCCAAUGAGCAGCGGCACAUUAUUAGGAUCCUCUUCAUGGUGCCAGUCUACGCCCUGACCUCGCUACUCUCGCUACGAUAUUAUUGGCACGCCAUAUACUUCACAAUCAUCUCCGAGUGCUACGAAGCCUUUGCUAUUUCGGCCUUCUUCGCCCUAAUGUGCCAUUACAUUGCUCCGGAUCUUCACGAGCAAAAGAAGUUCUUCCGAGCGUUGACGCCGAUCAAGCCAUGGGUGUGGCCACUCGACUGGUUCCGCGCCUGCUGCUGUGGCCAAAGAGGGCCUUGGAGGACACCGGCUAACGGGCUCACUUGGUUCAACAUCAUCUGGAUUGGUAUCUACCACUACAUCGUCAUUCGAGUUGCGUGCACAGUCACCGCCGUUGUCACGCACUAUUUCCACAAGUACUGUGAAAGCAGCAACAGCCCGGUGUUUGCGCACAUUUGGGUGAUUGCUAUUGUUUUCAUCGCAGUUGGCAUUGCCAUGUACUGCCUGAUUCAGUUCUAUGUUCAGCUAAAGGAUGAGCUGGCGCAACAUCGACCUUUUUUGAAGAUAUGCGCCAUCAAGCUCGUUGUUUUUCUCUCUUUUUGGCAGUCGGCUUCUAUCUCGGUGGCAACGGCGCAACUGGAGAUUGUCAAGCCGAAUGAGGUUAUUGCGUAUCCAGACCUCAAGGUCGGGAUUCCAUCUCUGCUUCUCUGUGUCGAGAUGGCACUCUUUGCCAUCUUGCACAUCUGGGCCUUCCCCUAUUCGCCAUACCGCGUUGGGGCUAAGCCUACCUUCUACCCGGUGCCAGACCCAUCGAGUGGAGCAACACCCAAACAGAACGUACAAUCGCCUCCUUCGGGAGGGUUCCUUGGCCUAGCUGCCCUUUGGGAUGCCUUGAAUAUAUGGGAUUUCAUCAAGGCUUUUGGUAGAGGUAUCAGAUGGCUCUUUGUCGGAGUCAAGAAAAGGGGAAGCGAUGGCUCAUACGGGGGUCACAGACGAAAAGGAAGCAACACCAGCAGCGGGGAUCUUGAUCUUGGGAACCUGGCAAAGAGCAGGAACGGGUUCACCAGUACGGAUCACCUACCAAUCGCGAAUCAGUUCCGGCGUAGCAAGUUCAUGUUCGGUGGAGGAGGUAACGGCUCCUCCAACAACACGACAGGCAACGGCUCACGCAGCCUCGCCAGGCCACGACUGUCGCCUGUGCCUCAAAGUCCGCUUAGUGUCAACAGACCGACGAGUGUAGAUGAAGAAGACAGCGGGCUGAUCGCAAACGCGGCCGAGCCUGGUAGGCGUAGUGUCCCAGAACCCCCAUCGCCGUAUCAAGACCACUACCCGGGAGAUCACCCCAACCAUUCUAUGGCGGCGUUCCCAUUUCCACCUGGGGCUUCUGGAAACCAACCGCAGCCUCAGGGUGAGAUGUCAUACUCCCAGCCUAUCACACCUACUAGGAAUUUCUCACGGGGUGGUUCGCAGGCUCCCCCUGGUCGAGUACUUCUUGGGCAACAGAGAUGA
Molecule: messenger RNA, 1686 nt
Organism: Pyricularia pennisetigena
Lineage: Eukaryota; Fungi; Ascomycota; Sordariomycetes; Magnaporthales; Pyriculariaceae
Exons: 3
Coding region: 1-1686 (561 amino acids)
Biological process (GO): transport
Molecular function (GO): transporter activity
Source: RefSeq, a predicted model, not a curated record